GCGUAGUUACUUUUGUAAUGGAAUUACUAACCUAGAAACGCAAUUAUGGGCGUAUAAAAGAAUUACUACAGUAUUUGUAGCAUUCUGUUAUAAAAAAAAUCUUUCAUAAGGAAGCUAUAACGGAGCUAAUGAAGAAAAAGAUGAAAUUUUGAAAAAAAUGUUAGAUAUUUCGUCCAUUGUACGUAAGAAUACGCGCAGUCGCAGAAGGGGACAGGGUUAUCACUCAACCGCCAAGAGGAGGAUGGUUCGCAGUGUUGAGUAGUAGAAAGAAAGGUCGUGUUGUUUCAUUGGAGACCAGGAUUCGUUUUUUAAUCUUAUGAGAGGAAACGGUACGAUGACAAGUGACAUCGAUUCACGUUGUUACGUGCGCUACGCGGGCACGUCUGUGGAUAAUGUCAGGACUAAGUGUACGAGUUGUGACAAUGAGUUGUGAUCCUAGUAGUCAGCCUUUGUUUGAUAAAAGAGCCCUUAUCGGGCACUCGUCCUUUUCCUGGUCGUUUACGUUGUUAUUCGGUAACACCGGUCUCUCGACACGGUCAAUCGUGGAAUGGCAGCAGCCUUAAAAAAGAAUCAUUCACGUAGAAGGUUGGCCGCCCUAACGUUUCUUUCGAACAUCUCCCUCGAUGGCAGCCACCGCGACACCAAGUUAGCUAUUUUAUCGCGAAAUGGUGCUGUCCAUGCUCGUACCCUCAGCGACAGUCAAGCACAUCGGGCUGAUGUUCGUCAAACCGAUCUGGACGUUUCCAGCGAGGAAGUUCUUGACGACUGCACAGAGGAGCAUGCAACACAUCCAUCUGCGAAGCAGUCAUCCUCACCACAAUUGACAUCGAAGAAUGCUGAACACAAUUCGUUUAGUUCAAACUCUGAUGGGGUGUUGACUCCUGCGAAGGCAGCAGUGGCUGCUUUUCUUGAACAGGAAAGAAAUUAUCCACAGCUCUCUACUGGAUUUCAUAGUUCGUUCAGAGAACGUACUUGUACUACUGGCAGUGAAUAUUCGUUACCUGAAAGGCGAGUAGGCUCUUUACAAUAUAAAAAGCGUAUAACUCAUCAAACAUCUACGCUUUCUGAAGACAUAAAGCAUCAAUAUAACAGUUCCAAUGAGAGCAUUGGUUCCUUACGUUCGAAAACACAAUCCUCUAAAUCGAAAACAAAGACAUCGAACAAUGUGCAAUCUGUUUGUACAAACAGUGGCAUAAUACCAGAAGUCACGAGAGAGUUGCGUUUAAUGCAACAUCCUGUAAAUGGCCACAAAUUUGGAGAUGACAGACUAGUUUUGGUUUCUAAUAAGCAUGUACCGUUUCUAGUAUUUUCUGCUCUUCCAUAUAAUAAAGGACAAAGAUCCAGUUGGUCUGAAUUACGCAAGGAUACCGGGCGAAGAAAAAAUAUUAGUUCGCAACGACCGUUGUCCGCAAUUAAUGAUAAUAUCGAUCCUUUUGGUUUGUUAGGUAUAGAGCGUGCUAAGGACGGCCAGGAAAUAUCUUAUGGGCAAUUGCUUGUUCCAUCUAGGCAAUUUCAAAAGGAUAAAAAAUUACAUUUUAGCGAUAACGAGGCAAUAGAACUUACGCAUGUUAUACCUAACAAGCAUCCUAUGGUUUCAAGGACAAAAACUAUUACAUGGAAUGUGGAUCACUCUAAAUGGUGUUUAUCUUAUGAUACAGCCACACAUCGUACUCAACAUGUAACACCCGAAUCUCCACCAUUAUCAUUUAGCGCUGACUCGAAAGUUUAUGACUGGGACGAACAAUCGCUACAAUACAAUCCCAAUUUAUUAGAUGAUCCAGAACUCAUAGCUGGAAAGCAUAGAACAUUACUCACAUUUACAUCUUAUAUGGCAUCAGUUAUUGAUUAUGUACGGCCAUCUGAUUUGAAGAAAGAAUUGAAUGAUAAAUUUAAAGAAAAGUUUCCGCAUAUCCAACUCACUUUGAGCAAGCUAAGAAGUUUAAAACGAGAGAUGCGCAAAAUAGCAAAAACGGAAUAUGGAAUUGAUCUUCUAACGGUAGCAAUGGCUUAUGUAUAUUUUGAGAAACUUAUUCUUCGCAAUGUUGUCACGAAACAAACACGAAAAUUAUGUGCUGGUGCAUGUUUACUACUAGCAGCGAAACUAAACGAUGUAAAGGGCGAUGUUCUUAAAUCAUUAAUAGAGAGAAUUGAAAGUAUAUUCCGUUUAAAUCGCAAGGAUUUGAUUACGUCUGAAUUUGCUGUUUUGGUGGCCUUAGAAUUCGGUUUACAUCUUCCUACAUGGGAAAUAUUUCCGCAUUAUCAAAGAUUGAUAUACGAGUCUUGAUCUUCUUUUAUGCCGUUUUUUUUACGUAGAUCCAGAACACUUUUAACAUAGAAUUAAAAUUUUCUAAACAAUUGGAUAAAAAGUACAACAUGCAGGAAUUUUGUAUACAAAAUCGUAAAAAGAUAUGAACAACCGAAUCAGAAUUUCAAAAUGAAUAGAUAUGAUUACGAGAAAAUUCGUUAUUUUAAAGUACAAUGAGAAUACGUAUAUCAACUAUAUUUGAGCGUAAAGGGCUGUAAGAAUUACAAACUGCAGUGUGUAUUUCUCAUCUUUUAACAAAUUGAACGUGUUUAAAUGUUUUUCUCUUUAAAUACUUACUAAAUUUUUUAUUUGAUUGAUCCUCUUUUAAUAUUGUGGAUUAUUAUUAAUAGUACUUACUAUAAUUAUUUUUUUCGAAGGUAUAGUAUCGUAGAGAAAUACUCGUAAAAAAGUACUCGUAGAAAAAUAUGGCGUUAGUUACUUAUGCAUAUAAAGUAAAUUUGGUAGCGCAUAAAAGCUACAAGGAAAAUGUGACGAAUACAGACGUUAUAGUCCACAAGGGUUCUCCAGAUCUUAAAAAAAGUAAAUAUAAAUAUUUUAUGAUAUGAUUUCUUUAUGUCUGAUGUCAAUUCUUUUUGUUUUAAGAUGUUUUUAUUUUUAAAAAGACUAUAGCUUUAAUAUAUAAUAUACAUUUAAACGUGAUAAAACCAUUUAUUUAUCAAAGAGUGAAAAUCUUUUGAUUGCAUAAGCGUCAGGCAGCUGAUUAUAUAAAUAUUAACAAAUAAUAAGAAAACUAAUAAAAGAAAGUAAUAAUUGGGUAAAUAAUUCUUUUUUUAUAGAUUAGGCAGAUUAUGUUCGAACGUUACUAAUUUUGAAAACGUUGAAAUUCUAUAGGAUAUCAUAAUUGGGGAAAUUAUGUUUUGCUUUAAUCCAUAUUAUUUUAUUCUUGUAAUUGUUUGCACAAUUAAUUUUCUGAGCUAUUUAAAUGGAAAAUUUCAAAUUACAUUUUAGCUGUUCCUUUUAUCCCGUUUCGUUACGAGAUACGUUUUUUUUAAAUGCGAGUACAGCUAUUUUCUCAUCUGUUGUCUUUUUAACUAGUCAAUGCAAAAAUGUACUUUGUUUGAAUUGUUUGAUGUUCCCCGCGCGUUGGAAUUAAAAACUAAUACAGGGAAUAAUUUUUGUUAAUUUGUUUAGUAUAGAACACUAACAAUAAAUCAUUGCCUGAUACAUGGAUUUUAAGUUUGACGGUGAUAUUUAUGUGUACAGAUGGUAAAAAAUCAGAUAAAGUGAAAAAGUUAUUACUUUUCCGAACUAUUUGCAUUAUACAACUUUUCUUAAAGCAGUUUAAGUAUAGGAUAUGUGUCUAUCGUAUAAUGUUAAAUAGAUCGAAGUAUUGGGGAAGUAUAUACAUUAAUGAGCGAAACAAUAUACGAUAUUCAGACAAAAAUAAGAUUAUUGAAUAUGCUUGUGACGCUGUUUUUUAACGAGACAAGUUGGAAUGAUUGUAGUGUAAAAUAUUUAAAAGUUGUGUAAUAUAUGUUAAUAUCAUUAAGUAUUCUUUAAAAUCCAAAGUAAAACACCAUAGUGUGGUGCUAUAUAGUGUAAAGUUUUAUUUCGUAGCAUAUUUCCCGUAAUCGUACUUACUUGAUAGAUAAUAUAGAAGAAUUUACAGAAGAAUACAACAAGUUUGUUGAAUAGUUAUUUUUCUAUUGUUUAUUUUUUUCAGUUUUCGUUUAUGUUAUUUGAAUAUAUACAGAAGUAAUUUAAGUUUCUGGCAUAUCAGUUAUUGCACUACAAAAAAAAAAGGAAUUUUAUUCUAAUAACCUUUGUGGAAUUUAUUUGCAACUUUAAGUUCUAAAAUAUUUAUUUUUUAUUAACGCAAAAAAGUACUUAUGUAUUUUGUAAAGUACAUGUACAGAAAUCGAUGACAGUAUUUAUGAUGUUUGUAUGUUAAGUUUACAUUGGAAGUUCUAUAAUAAUAUGUUAUAUCUUCAAAUUAAUUCUAUUAGAGAUACGCAUCUGUUUUACUACUCUGUAUAUAUAUAUAUAUAUAUAUACACAUACAUAUAUGAUAGUAGGACUAGUAACGUGAAAUUAAGGGUAUAAAAAUUCCUAUUUUAACAUUUUAGAAGUCUUAUUAUUUGAACAAUUUGUAUCAAGUUACAAAUAUGAGCAAGUGUCAAGAAGAAAUAUCUUGAAAUUGAUCGUAUCCUUGUGUUGGAAGUCAUCUAUUUUAACGAUUUUCUUUUUUUUAUUGAAUAAAACGAAUUAGCUCUUUGCACUACUUCAUAUAAAUAUCUUGCUAGUAUUUUCUGCUCAAGUAAGUUUAUUUGUGUAAAAUGGGUUUACUUAGUUAUAUUGUAUUAUAUGUAUACUUAUCAAAAGUGCUGUAUAUGACUUAUGUUCUUCUAGAAAUAUCGUCACUAAGUUUGAAUUAUUGUUACGCGAUUAAUGCGAUAUUCUUAACAAUAUACUAACGAUUUGCGUUUAUGAUGUAGGCUUUUUUCCUAUUUCCUAUAGAUUUUUCUAAAACCAAUUGUCAGUACAACGUUCGGUUAUGUAGUAAGGCAUUACUGGCAAGGAUAUAGAUCGACGAUUUUUUUAACCGAUCUGUAUAUCUGACAAGUCCACAAUAUCAUUCACAAUUAAUAUCAUGCUUAAUCAUCUCUCCUGUUAAAUAUGAAUCUGUAUCCUUGCCUGUAGUAUGGUAAGACAGCGAAUGUGAUUUGUAUUGCGAGCUGAUAUGUUCUGUAAGAUUGAGAAAUUAGAAUACGCGUGUAUAUAAAUACACCGUUCAUGUACAAGUAUUUUACAGUCAGAGAAGUGGAUUAACUGUACAUUUUUUUUUCUACUUUAUUAUAGACUCUAGUUCCCCGAGACUUUUUAGAAUUAAUUUCCAAUGGGAACCAUCCCAUUUGGUGCCAUAACAAAUCAAGUAUAUAGUUCAUAUUACUCUUUCAAGAUAGCAAUACAGCUAUAAUUCUGUGUAUACUUAUCCUUCGUUUUAAAGUUUUGUUCAAACCAUAUUAGUACCUAUAUUCGAGGAACCACACCCGACUUAGGGAAUGUACUUGGUCUUGUACAUAUUUCUUAGCAUUAAAAACAAGUAUUUAUCCUUAUCAAAUGUGUUUAUCGCGUGUAAACAGAUUUACACAAAACUGAGUACGAUAAAAUAGGAUGUUCAGGGUAACUCGACGUAGAAUCGCGAAAGGUCAAAUCGCUGAUUUCGCUAUCCAAUACUUUUACCUUGUUUUUGCUGGAAUUCUUUAAAAUAGACUUAGUCUGCCGUAAUUGUAAACCCUUUAUAUAUACACAUCAAAUUUGUACGUGUAGAUACCAGCAUACGCCCCACGUCUAUAUGCAUACAUACGUACAUUCAAUUCUCUUUUUACAUGGGAGAUACGUUCCACGGAACACCUUGCAACAAAAGAUUCAUCGCUUGCGACAAAAUACAGAAUUCGUUUCGUAACUUUGAGGCAAAGGAUCUAAUAAAACAUGUUGACAUAUGUAUGCAUUUAGUUGCGCUGAAUAACACAAAUCUCGAUGCAAUGUGUAGAGUGGCUAGACCAUAGAAAACAGCGGUAUCCAAACUAUCGUGGAUAGCGCUCUUUCAAAGAAAGAAAGUAUCGUUCAAGAUAAUUGGCAUGUUUAAAAUGACAAAAAAUGAAUAUACUUUCACAGUUAUUAAAAAGAAAUGUUUAUAGAGGGCUGUGUAAAAAGAGAAUCGAGCGUAUGGACUUGUACAUACAGCUUUAAGACUGAAAACUUAAGUAAACCGGUUUUCAGUUUCCUUCUUCGAUUUUCCUUGUCGAUGUGAACGUUAAACGCUAUACCCGAUAUCUAGACUGCGGAUGUUUAUACAUUCGUGGCAAGUGAAAAUAUGGGAAAAUCCAUAAGAAAGAAUGAAAAAAAAAAGAA
Hylaeus volcanicus is the source of this 6181-nucleotide messenger RNA. RefSeq names its product CDK5 and ABL1 enzyme substrate 2-like. The record is from RefSeq and is a predicted model, not a curated record. The transcript has 10 exons. Lineage: Eukaryota; Metazoa; Arthropoda; Insecta; Hymenoptera; Colletidae. Gene Ontology annotation, biological process: regulation of cell cycle. Bases 548 to 2284 code for a protein of 578 amino acids.